GAUAUGGAGAAAUAUUCCUAUCGAGAAAUAGCUGAAUUGUUUCAUGAACCACUGGAAAAUAUAACAACGGUUUGCCAGGACAUCGGGGUUAACGCCAUUAUCAGGCACGACAAGUGGACCUUACUUCAUGUGGCAUCGGCUCAGAACAGACCAGAUAUAACUGAAUACCUCAUAAGUAUGGGAAACGAUGUAAAUGCUCUUGACAAGGAGGGUAAGUCGCCUUUAUAUUAUUGCCGAUCUGAGGAGGCUGCAAAAAUGCUUCUUAACGCCGGUGCUGAGGUAAAUCACCGCAGCAUUUUAGGUAAGACACCCUUACAACAUGCUUGCAUAUCAAAUGCCUCCCCUGAGGCAGUGAAAGUACUCUUGCAAUCUGGUGCACGAGUUAAUGCUGAAGACAACUUUGGUGACACGCCUUUCUUGUAUGCUUGUGGCAUGGCCUACGGGUGUAUAGAUGAAGAAGAAUAUGCAGAAAAUCUGCCAAAAAUAAACAUUUUGAUUGAACAUGGCGCAGAUGUUCAUCACACCAAUUCAAAGGGCGUAAACGGAUUGCACAUCUGCAGCUCAUAUCACGCUUACGAAAUAGCUGAAGUCCUGUUGAAGCUUGGUGUCAUUGUUAAUACCCUGAACAAAAAACAUCAGACACCUUUGAUGAUGGCUUGUUCCAAGAAAACGCCUCAACUCCGCAGCGAGAAUGCGCUCUUGGUUACCUUGGUACUUCUGUUGGAGUAUGGUGCAGAUCCUGCGAUAUCAGACGAUCAAGGAAUGACACCUUUACAUGUGCUGAUGCUACAUAACCGCAGCUCCUUAGCGUCAAAAGUUGAGGUUGCAUCAUCCGUGGAGGUCCUACUCAAGCAUGGAGCAUCUUUGAAUUCUGUUGACAAAAUGCUUCGCACUCCUGUACAUUAUGUAAGUUAUGAGGCUGAUGUUCAUAGAUGGACAGAAAUGCUGGAGCAGUUAAUAAUGCUCGGAGGAGACGUGAAUGCAAAAGACGCGGAAGGGUUUACAGCUGUUCACGUCACUGCAACAUGUCAACAAAGUCAAAUGACGGGAUUUCAGUUGCCCUGGGACUGCAUUUGCGAAAAUGAGAAAGUGCUGCAGGAGAUCGAUUGGAACAGCGCUCGAAAACAAGGGGUGACAGUGGCGCAUAUGGUUUUCGCGAACAGAGGACUGCGGCUCGGAGGUUUGGAAGUGCCUUGGAACGUCAAUGGUCGUGACGAUUUUAUGUCAACGCCACUGCAUUAUGCAGAAUUCUCAAAUAACACUGCCGUGAUCAUGUAUUUGGAAGUCUCACUUGCGACAACCGAUGUCACUUUAAGAAACUGUCUGGAUGAAAGUCCCAUGAGUUGUGCACUUUCGGCUCUCAAUCAAGAAAUGGUGGAGUCACUUAGGAAUUACGAAAGAAGUUCGACAUCUCAGCACGAGAGAAGAGUGCCAGAUAGUUCAUGUAGACUAUGCGCCUUCUUUGCCCUCGAGGAAGGUGAGGCUAACCCCAAUCUACCAUUUAGGAAGAGAGAAGAAUCUAUUUCAAUUGAUGCAGCAGAAGUGCAAAUCAAUCCUGUGAGAAAUAUGGAAGAAUACUUGUCCCAUAUUCUUCAUACACCAAGGAUCGGUAAAGUAGCGCUUCACGAUGCUGAGGUGGUCCAGAUAUGCAAAGAAACAGAAAACCUGAUAGUGGAGAUUCUUCGGAGAGUCGCAGACCGUGAUCAGCGUUUCCGUUCAACAGUGAUAAUGUCUGGUAGUGUUCGAGAGCAAACUAAAACUGGUCUACCUGAUGAGUUCGACUUUAUGUGCAGUCUUGAAGAAUUCAGCUCCUCUUUUGAGGUGGUCGACGAUGAUUCAUGCUGUCCUGGCUUUGUACGUCUGAAAAGAAGUAGCGACAAUGCGAAUAUCGACGAAUUUUUUGACGCUGACGGAAAUCUCGUGCCAUAUUUGGUCAGAUCAAAGUUCGAGGAAACUGUAAGGUUGGUGAUGUUUGAUUCCAGCCUGUGGAGUUGUUGCAGGAUUUGCUCAAACUUCGUUCUUCCCAGCUCCAAUACAGGUAUUGUCCGUCCAAAGCCAUCAAUCAUCAUUGAACUCUGCUGGAAUGGCCCAGUGUACAAGAAUAUGUUAUAUUCAGUCGACCUCGUGCCAGUAAUAGAUGCCGGGGUGUUUUGGCCCAGGGGUGCAAUUCCACAAAGUUCUGUGCUAGAAGACAUUCCAAAACGGUGCCUUUUUGCGAUGACCAUUCCGCGCUUUGAGCAUGGCAUUUAUGGCAAUGAAGUAAGAAUAUCUUUUUCACUUAUGGAAAGCAAGGUAUUUGACAAGCUUCCUGAAGUCGUCAAGGAUGCUUACAUCACAGCGAAGGCUAUUCGGGAUGUUUGUCCAGCAUUAAUAGACAGCCAAGAAUAUUUUUAUGAUGAAGCAAAUUUCAAAGCUCAAUCUUUAAUUUGCUCAUUUUGGCUCAAGAUGGCCUUGUUUUAUGAGUUAGAGAAGCAUGGCCUGGAUGACAGGAGCAGUCUAACCGAAUGGAUCCGAAGAAUUUACGGGAGAAUACACAAGUGUAUCUGUGAAGAUAAAGCCUUUCCAUCCUUCAUUAUUCCACAACAAGACCUCCUUUUCUCCAAAUUUUACGUAAAAGGCAAGAACCUUUCCACUGCUGCUAAGAAGCUAGAAAAGGAGUUAGCGGCUCUCCAAAAAAUGUGUCAGAUUAUUCAUCGAUUCUUAUCGAGCGACGGCUAAGCUGUUGUUCGUGUGAAGUAACCUAUAUUUGACUUUAAAACGAGGCGAAUAGUGUGAACUGUUUGAUGACAUUUCAUGGAACGUCUUCUUCUCCCAGAAUGACGGUGUUGUAUCUGUUUCAUUCUCCCUCGCCAAAUUCGUACGGAUGAAGAACAGUUUUCUUCAUAUUCUGACAGAAACUGGAUAAAAAGUGACAC
Molecule: messenger RNA, 2915 nt
Organism: Pocillopora damicornis (cauliflower coral)
Lineage: Eukaryota; Metazoa; Cnidaria; Anthozoa; Scleractinia; Pocilloporidae
Molecular function (GO): protein binding
Source: RefSeq, a predicted model, not a curated record